Molecule: messenger RNA, 2102 nt
Organism: Oryzias latipes (Japanese medaka)
Lineage: Eukaryota; Metazoa; Chordata; Actinopteri; Beloniformes; Adrianichthyidae
Gene: trdmt1
Product: tRNA aspartic acid methyltransferase 1
Cellular component (GO): nucleus
Molecular function (GO): methyltransferase activity
Source: RefSeq, a predicted model, not a curated record
GUAGGGGGCAGCAGCGAACCAAACACACGUCUGACAGCCAGCGGCAGCAUGGAGACCGUGCGGGUGUUGGAGCUGUACAGCGGCAUAGGAGGGAUGCAUUACGCUUUGAAAGAGAGUGGGGUUCCUGCUGAGGUGGUGGCUGCUGUUGACAUCAACACCAUGGCCAACCAGAUCUACAAGCACAACUUCCCUGACACGCCGCUCUGGAACAAGUCCAUUGAGGGCCUAACCCUGGAGGACUUUGCUGGCCUGUCUGUUGACAUGGUGAUGAUGAGCCCGCCCUGCCAGCCUUUCACCAGGAUCGGACUGCAGGGGGAUGUCAGCGAUCCCAGAACCAAGAGCUUUCUCCACAUCCUACAUCUUCUGCCCAGGCUGCACAGGCCACCUCGCUUUAUUCUGCUGGAGAACGUGAAGGGCUUCGAGACAUCCGCUGCCAGAGAUCGACUGAUAAACACUCUGACCGAGUGUGGAUACGUUUUCCAAGAGAUUAUGGCCUCUCCCACAAGUGUUGGAAUCCCAAAUUCUAGACUACGAUACUUUCUGAUUGCUCGUCGUUCAGCAGAAAACAUGAACAUCCAUACGGGUUCAAAGGUGUGGGACGUGUGUGCACAGCCAGCUGAGGACGACUUGGCCUUGGUGUCAAAGGCAGCCUGUUCUGGUACCACUCCACCAGAGGAGAAGGCGAGCCAUGGGCUGGUUCUGUAUAAACUGGAGACGGAGAUGCAGCUUCAGAGGAAGACGACUCAGAACAGCAAUCCAGACGUGAAGCAGAUACAAGACUUUUUGGAAGCGGGCUCUCAGGUGAAUGUGGAGGAGUACUUACUUCCUCCUAAAACGUUACUGAGGUACAGUCUGCUGUUGGACAUCGUUCAGCCCACAUCCAGACGUUCUGUCUGCUUCACUAAAGGAUAUGGGAGAUACGUGGAGGGAACAGGCUCAGUGCUGCAGGGCUGCAUGGACACUGAGGUCCAGAGUGUUUUCACAGACCUGGAGCUGCUCUCUGAGGAAGAUCGACUCCAGCGGCUGAUGAGUCUCCGACUCCGUUAUUUCACUCCCAGAGAAGUGGCCAACCUCAUGUGCUUUCCUCCCUGCUUCUCAUUUCCAGAGCACAUCUCCACCAUCCAGCGGUACCGCGUGUUGGGAAACAGUCUCAACGUUCUACUGGUGGCCAAGCUGGUGCAGUUGCUGUUUUCCAUACAGCCAACUCACAGCUGUGAGAACUCAAGCAGUGCUGCUCCACAACCCCCAGAACCAAGGCCAGGCUCAGCUGUGGACACUUAAAUGAAUCAAAAGGACAUCUUGUAGUGGUCCUCCUGUGAGCCUCAUCCUGGCACAGUCCAGUGUGAUACCAUUGUUACAGGCCCUGCUGGCUCUAUUGUUUGAUGAACGAUGAGGCUUCAUAGUAGGACUCCAGCAAUCCAUCUUCAUCAUAAAGGAUCUCAUCAUCACAGUCCUGGUACUCCUCACCUUCGUUUAGUCAAUGAAAGCUUCAACUUGUGAAGGAAUUUAAAAAGCCUUCCCGUCCCAGCGGGGCUCUGUUUCUCGUAAGCUGCUGUUUUGACUCCUCAAAGCCAAAUGCUGCAAUGUAAGUUGAUGGGGAACAUGAAUGGAAUGAAUAGAAGAAAUGAAUUGAUUUAAUCCACCAUGUAGUGAUCUUUGAUUUCUUUGGUAUGGGCAUCCAGUGUUCAUGGAGAAAAACAUGGUCCAUACACAGAAGAAGACACUUUUGUUAAGUUUAUCUCUUUUCUCCCUGACAUUUAAUUUCAAACUCGAUUUGUACUUUUGUAAAACCACAAUAAAAAUGGAAAGAAUGCUCUGAGUUCCUGGAACAAGAACAUGUUAAACAACACUUUGUGGUGUUGUGUUCAUCCAUGUCUCCUCCUGAGCUGCUCUGACUCUACUCACUGAUUUCUUCACGUCAGCGUGAACCUUUGUUUGUCAAAGGUUUGCUUGUCCUGGUUGUCCUUUAAUGUGCAGUGAAUGAAUCAUUUCUUACUCUACACUAGAGUUGGGGUCUGCCCCCGGGACCCAGAGGGUUUCAUUAUUUUUCAUUUUGUCUUUAAAACCUGAUGUCAAAUUUUACAUUAAAGUUUCUAAAAACU